UUUUCAACCACUCAUCUCCAUUCGCAUACUAUUUAUCGACGUGGUAAAGGCGUCAACACCAUAGACACGGUCACAUGACCCGGGGACCCCUUAUCGUAUCUAAUCUCCCGGCGAUAUCGAAAAAUUUGAAAAACUAUAUCGACACAAAAUAGACCCUCUAUUGCUUGUUAUCCAGACCUAUCCAUAACUUCAUACACCCCCAAGUCGCCAAUUAGACAUAAGAAAUCCCAAAAGGCAAUCAAACCCCAGAACCAACGCUCCAAACCACCGCGAAGUAAACCAGCAACCACACCCCGCCAUACAAACCACAACCAAAAAAAGCCGACAACCCCGCCAACAAUCCAAUCCCCCGAAUUAAACCAAACACCUCCUCCACAUAACGCAGAACAAAAAGCAAAAGAAGAAGAAGAAGGGAACAAAAAAGCCUACAUACACAGCGCAAAAUGUCCCAACAACCCCCCCAAACCGCCCAACCCAACUCCGCCGCCUCUUACCUGGACCUAGGUAUCACACUCGCGAUCAACAGUUGGCCCGCGCUCAGUCUUGCCGUAGAAUCCAACUGGGGCGGACCUACAUCCUCCGACAAGCGCGAUUGGCUCUGCGGCGCAAUCUCCGAUAUGCUGAAUGAUCGGCCGGAGACAGACGCGGAGGAUCUCGAGGACGUGUUGAUCCAGGUUAUGAAUGAUGAGUUUGACGUGGUGGUAGACGAUGAGAGUGCGGCUCCUGUUGCGGCGGAGAUUAUAGAGAUGAGGGGUUUAGUUGCGAAGGGGGAGUUUGGGCCUAUUCAGCAGAUGUGGGAGAAUUGGCAGGCGAAGAGUCAGCAAAGGGCUGGGAAUGCAGCGGCUGCGUUUAAGAGGGUUGAGGACGAGGAGCAGGAUUCUGAGGAUAACGAAGAUCUCGAGGAGGAUGUUGAUAUGGGGGAUGCGCCUGCUUUGGUGAGGGUUCCGAAGGAGAAGGUUGAGCCGGAGAUUGAUGAUGAUGGGUUUACGAAGGUUGUUGGGAAGAGGCGGUAAUUUUCUUUUUCCUUUCGGUUUUUUUUAGAUCAAUUGCUUUUUCAUGUUGAUUGCGACGAAUUGUUUAAAUAUAGAUACUCUGCAUGUAUGGGUAUUAGUUCAUGAUUGGUGCUUUGAUGGAUAUA
This is a messenger RNA of Aspergillus alliaceus, 1138 nucleotides long. Its product is annotated as pre-rRNA-processing TSR2 family protein. The transcript has a single exon. Bases 444 to 1013 code for a protein of 189 amino acids. Gene Ontology annotation, cellular component: nucleus. Gene Ontology annotation, biological process: maturation of SSU-rRNA from tricistronic rRNA transcript (SSU-rRNA, 5.8S rRNA, LSU-rRNA). The record is from RefSeq and is a predicted model, not a curated record. NCBI's taxonomy places the organism in Eukaryota, Fungi, Ascomycota, Eurotiomycetes, Eurotiales, Aspergillaceae.